Lycium barbarum (goji berry) is the source of this 569-nucleotide messenger RNA. RefSeq lists its product as uncharacterized. The transcript has 2 exons. NCBI's taxonomy places the organism in Eukaryota, Viridiplantae, Streptophyta, Magnoliopsida, Solanales, Solanaceae. The coding region runs from base 113 to 463 and encodes 116 amino acids. The record is from RefSeq and is a predicted model, not a curated record.
AAAGUAGUGCUUUUUAGUAGUGGCUCACUCUCACCUAUAUAAAGCACAACAUACAUGCGCACACACAUACACACGUAGAAAGAGAGAGAUUAUAUAUAUAUUUAGAUACAGAAUGCGCAUGAUAUAUGUGUGUGAAGAAGAAGAAAAAGAAUUAGGAAGAAAGAAAGCAUCAGGGGCAUGCCCAUAUUGUGGAGGGACAGUGGAGGCUGUUGACAUUGAAGGCAAAGGGAAGCUUUUCUGUUUGCCAAUUUGCUUAAGGGAAUGUAACAGAGCAGCUGAUAGUUUGGCAAACUAUGGUCUCAAAUGUAGAGGUACAGUGUGGAUGAAUAAUUUCAUGGAGCUACCAAAAAACACAAGAGGAGAGAUCAAGGUGGAUAAAAUGCAAUUACCAUCUUUUAGAAAUUCCAUUGUAAAGAACUCUAUACAUGUGCAUAGACCAAUGUAUAGGAACUAUCUUAGAUGAACCUUGAUCUUUCUCUGUAUUAGCUGUGUGGAAUGUGGAUACGUUCCAUAUCCACAAGCAAAAUCUUGAAAUUUUUGUGAGCAUAAUUGAAAUCCUACUACCAAGA